UCGUACUAACAAUAAGUCUGUACAUCAUGUUCGGGCGUGCAGCAGCAGUAUUUUUAAUAUAUUUGCCAAGCCUCGUCCUGGCGGUUGGUCAGUGUUCUCGAAGGCCAAUAGUAAAAACCAAAUUAAAAGGUAAUCUGUACGAGUCAGCCAUCUGGACCAACGAAAAAGAGUAUUUAAAGUGCGCUAGAGUAAACUAUCCAAUUAAAAUUGAAGUUGCUGAAACUGAUGCUGCCGCACAAAAAGUACAAUUAACACAGGUAUUGGCAACAGAUAAUAAAUUUUAUGUAGCUGAGCUUACAUGCAGUGAGACAAAGGAUCUGAAAUUUAAGGACACAAUAAUGAUUUAUACAAAGAGAAAAAUGGGCUUAGACCUAAAGCAGCGCAUUGAACACGAUCUGAAGAAGCUUGGAUUUAAGAAGAAACAACUACAGUUGUGCCAUUAAGAAAUCUGAAUUCCGAACUCUAGGCGUUCAUCCAGACAGAUGGACGAAAAUAUUUCAAUCGAUUUCUCUCGUCAAACUAAUAAAGAAUAUAUGAGUAUAUACUUCAAA
Scaptodrosophila lebanonensis is the source of this 551-nucleotide messenger RNA. RefSeq lists its product as uncharacterized. The record is from RefSeq and is a predicted model, not a curated record. The coding region runs from base 27 to 443 and encodes 138 amino acids. The transcript is spliced from 4 exons. NCBI's taxonomy places the organism in Eukaryota, Metazoa, Arthropoda, Insecta, Diptera, Drosophilidae.